AUGGAUAAGAAGAGAAAGGCCUCCCAGUUCCGCCACAACCAGCCGCACCCGCAGAAACCCCGGUUCCACACCGGCCCACACCCUCCAAGUCAGCAACACGGACAGUCAACCUUCAUUGUCCACCAGCAUCGUCCUUACAACCCCAACAACUACAACAACAACAGUGGCCAGUCCCAGCGUGCCCCGACCCAACGUCUCCUCCUAGCACCAACUCCACGUCAGCAAAAUGCUCCUCCUCCGUCGACUCAGCCUCCGCCAGCAAGGAAAGAGCCAGGUGCCAAGCUUGGGGUGUGCUACAACUGUGGCGACCUAGGCCACUCUGCUGACAAAUGCCCGAAGCUGAAGCACAGCGGGCAGAAGUUCAUUCAGGCACGAGUCAACCAUGCUUCCGUUGAAGAAGCUCAGGCCGCACCAGAAGUAAUAUUGGGUACGUUUUCUGUCAACUCAGUACCUGCUACAGUACUUUUUGAUUCUGGUGCUACGCAUUCGUUUAUUUCAAGCAAAUUUGUGGGAAUGCAUGGGUUAAGGAAAGAAAAACUAAGGAACCCAAUGUGGGUUAGCACCCCUGGGCAUAGUGUAACUUCAGUCAGCUAUAGCCCAGAGCCUAUGAGAGUGGGGAUCAAUUUGAAUCAAGCAAAAGCGGAUGAACAACCACCGAGGGUGGAUAAAGAUGUCCCAAAAUUGGAAGAUAUACCCGUGGUUUGUGAGAAUGCAGAAGUUUUUCCAGAUGAUCUCACCACCAUGCUGCCUGAAAGAGAAAUCGAGUCCCGUAUCGAUCUGGUACCCGGAACGACACCGAUAUACAAGAGACCCUAUCGGAUGGUAGCCAAUGAGAUGGCAGAAGUGAAGAAGCAAGUUGAUGAACAAUUGAAAAAUGGUUACAUCCAACCAAGUACUUCACCUUGGGGUGCCCCGGUGAUAUUUGUUGAGAAGAAGGACAAGACCAAGAGGAUGUGUGUGGAUUACCGUGCCCUGAAUGACGUGACCAUCAAGAACAAGUAUCCUCUGCCGAGAAUAGAUGAUUUGUUUGAUCAGCUGAAGGGUGCCAAGGUUUUCUCCAAGAUUGAUCUGAGAUCGGGUUAUCACCAAUUGAGAAUCCGGGAAGAAGAUAUCCCCAAGACCACAUUUACCACUCGCUACGGCUUGUAUGAAUGUACGGAAAUGAAAUUUCUGGGACAUGUGAUUAAUGCCCAAGGUGUCACAGUCGACCCAAGCAAUGUGGAGUCUGUUACGAAGUGGACCCCGUUGAAAACAGUUACUCAAAUCAGAAGCUUCCUAGGACUUGUGGGUUAUUACUGUCGGUUUAUUGAGAACUUCUCAAAGAUCGCUAAACCAAUGACGCAGUUACUCAAGAAAGAAGAAAAGUUCAAAUAG
This is a messenger RNA of Oryza brachyantha (malo sina), 1374 nucleotides long. RefSeq lists its product as uncharacterized. Gene Ontology annotation, molecular function: nucleic acid binding; aspartic-type endopeptidase activity; zinc ion binding. Gene Ontology annotation, biological process: proteolysis. The record is from RefSeq and is a predicted model, not a curated record. Lineage: Eukaryota; Viridiplantae; Streptophyta; Magnoliopsida; Poales; Poaceae. Bases 1 to 1374 code for a protein of 457 amino acids. The transcript is spliced from 3 exons.